GUCCAUGUGAGCACCUUAGAAAUCAGUCUGAAUGCGAGGAGAGAGGCUGGGCAGGUCCGCUUCGCACACAAUUCUCCGUUGACAUCCUCCGACAACGGCUCUCGACUGGAGGCCGAAGCGGGACCUCAGUCAGAGAACGCGCGGCGAUGCCCCUCGCACCUCCGUCGGCGACAAUGUCCGAGUUUCUCCUGGUCUUUCUCGCCAUUCUGGGAUUCGGGGAUAUAUACCGCUCACACGCUCAAGCGCCCGGGGUCGGAGCAUCAGAAACAGAGGCCAUCUUGUGUGAUGUGGGGGAGUUUCUGUGUCACGACCAGGUGACCUGUGUGUCUGAGAGCUGGCUGUGUGAUGGAGAGCCCGACUGCCCGGACGACUCGGACGAGACCCUGGACCAGUGUGCGGCAGAGGUGAUUGUACGGUGUCCACUGAACCACAUACAGUGCAUCGGCACGAGAAAGUGCAUCCACUUCAACAAGCUCUGCAACGGAGCAAAAGACUGCCCAGAUGGCUUCGAUGAAGGAGUGCAUUGUAGAGAGUUGUUGUCGGCGUGCCAUGAGCUCCAUUGUCGCUAUGGCUGCAUCAUGAUGCGGAACGGAACCUUCUGCUUCUGUGCAGACGGCUUUGAGGUCGGAGACGACGGCAAGAGCUGUAGAGAUCAUGAUGAGUGUGCGGUGUACGGGUCGUGUAGUCAGUCCUGUACCAACACCUACGGCUCCUACAGAUGUGGCUGCUCAGACGGCUACGCCCUGCAGGCAGACAGCAGGUCCUGCACAGCCAAACACGAGCCUGGGGGGACGCCUCCCGUGCUCCUGCUGGGGAUGACGGACAGCGUGUCUGUGGCCCACAUGGACGGCUCGUUACCGCAGGCCCUGCGGCGGCUGGACGGGAACGGGACGUGCGGUCUGGACUUCAACGGCGAGGAGGAGACGGUGUGCUGGGUGACGUCUGGCGAGUCGGGAGGGAGGUUACGCUGCGGACGACUGAAGAAGCUGAGCGGAGUCUGGGGAGAGAGGGAGGUCAAGAUCACGCAGAGCCUGCACAAUGUGGAGCAGAUGGCUAUCGAUUGGUUCACGGGAAACAUGUAUUUCAUGGACCGCGUGAACGACAGGAUAUUCGCCUGCAACGCGGCCGGAGACACCUGUGUGACCAUCAUCGACGUGGACCUGGUCAACCCGAAAAGCAUGGCGCUGGACCCAUCUGUCGGGAUGCUGUUCUUCACGGACUACGGAAGCGUGGGCAAGGUGGAGAGAUGCAACAUGGACGGCACCAACAGGACUCGCAUUGUGGAUUACAAAAUAGAGCAGCCCACGGCCCUGGCUCUGGACCUGGUCCGGAAGCUGGUGUACUGGGCCGACGCCUACUUGGAUUAUAUCGAGGUGGUGGAUUACAACGGCAAGAACAGGCUGACCAUCAUGCACGGGACACAGGUGUCCUACGUGUAUGGAUUAACAGUCUUCGAGAACUACCUCUACGCUGCACACGCGGACGGCGGUAAAGGAACGCCCGUCGACAUAUUACGGAUAAACCGCUUCAACGUCACAGACCCAGAGAUUCUGACCAGCGCGGGGAACUCCAGGAUAGUCCACGUAUAUCACAAGCUCCGGCAGCCGAAAGUCAGGAGUCACGCGUGUGAGGUGGACCCGUACGGGAGACCCGGGGGCUGCUCCCAGAUGUGCCUGCUGAGCGGAAGCUACAAGUCACGCAGCUGCCGAUGCAGAGUGGGCUUUAACCUGGGCGGAGACGGGCAGUCCUGCAAACGGCCUAAAAGCGACCUGUUCCUCUUCUAUGGCAAGGGCCGUCCGGGCAUCAUCCGAGGCCUGGGCAUGAGUGCCAAGGCGUCCACCACCACUGAGCACAUGGUGCCCGUGGAGGACCUGGUGAACCCGCGGGCGCUGGACUACCACGCCGAGACCGGACACGUCUACUUCGCCGACACCACCAGCUUUCUCAUUGGACGGCAGAAGAUCGACGGGAGUGGUCGGGAGACCAUCCUCAAUGAAGACCUGGAUAAUGUGGAGGGCAUCUCGGUGGACUGGAUUGGGAAUAACCUGUACUGGACCAACGACGGCUACAGGAAAACCAUCAGCGUGGCCCGGCUGGAACGGGCGGCGGAGACCAGGAAGACGCUACUGGAGGGGGACAUGUCUCACCCACGCGCCAUCGUGGUGGACCCACUCAAUAGCUGGAUGUACUGGACGGACUGGGAGGAGGACGAGGUCAACGACAGCAUCGGGCGCAUAGAGAAGGCCUGGAUGGAUGGCUCCAACAGGAAGAUCUUCGUCACCUCCAACAUGCUCUGGCCCAAUGGCCUGACGCUGGACCACGGCACCAGUUCCAUGUACUGGUGCGACGCCUACUACGACCACAUAGAGAGGAUAUACCUCAAUGGCACCGGCAGAAUGGUGGUGUACAAUGGCAAGGAGCUGAAUCACCCGUUUGGGAUCUCCCAUUACCGCAGCUCCAUCUUCUGGACGGAGUACAUGAACGGCUCCAUCUUCCAGCUGGACCUGAACUCUGGAGACGUCAACCUCCUGAGGAGCGAACGGCCGCCACUCUUCGGCCUUCGUGUGUUCGAUGCACAGGCUCAGAUCGGUGACAAUGCCUGCAGGGUGAAUUAUGGGGGCUGUAGUACUCUGUGCCUGUCCAUCCCAGGGGGCCGCGUGUGUGCCUGUGCAGACAACCAACAACUGGAUAAAAACAAUGUCACCUGCUCAGCGUCGUCAGGGGAAGCGGCGGUUCCUCAGAGGUGCCAUAGCGACGAGUUCCAGUGUGGCAACCAGCGCUGCAUCCGCACUUCCUGGAAGUGUGACGGCGACGACGACUGUCUAGACGGAAGCGACGAGGACCCGAAUGUCUGCUACAACCACAGCUGUCCCCUGGACCAGUUCAAGUGCCCGACUAAUCGCUGCAUCCCCAAGAGGUGGCUCUGUGACGGGACGGAUGACUGCGGUGACGGCGAGGACGAGUCCAACGCCACCUGCUCAGGGUCUCGCCCGUGCCAGCCGGGUCAGUUUUCCUGCUCCAACGGCCGCUGCAUCCCGGAGGUGUGGCGCUGUGACCGAGAGGACGACUGCGGGGACAAAUCUGAUGAGAUGACCUCAUGCGCGUUUCCUACCUGUGAGCCCCUCACCCAGUUCACCUGUAGCAACGGCAGGUGCAUCAGUGUCAAAUGGCACUGCGACGCAGACGAUGACUGUGGAGAUGGGAGCGAUGAGGUGGGCUGUGCCCAGUCCUGCUCCAACACUCAGUUCCGCUGCACCAGCGGCCGCUGCAUACCCAAUAACUGGGCCUGCGACGGGGACAACGACUGUGGAGACUUCAGCGAUGAAAACGCAACGUGUUCCGGAGCAGUGCCUGCCUUGCCCCCUAUGGUGGUGGAGUGCAGCACUGAGGAGUUUCAUUGCCGUGCCGAUGAGACCUGCAUUCCGGAACGCUGGCGUUGUGACGGCGAUAAAGACUGCGAGGACGGCAGUGACGAGACCAACUGCCAGGGCACCCGGCGCAUGUGUGACCCCAUGGCCAAGUUUACCUGCAAGGGCACAGGGAAGUGCAUCAGCAAGAGCUGGGUGUGUGACGGUGACAGUGACUGUGAGGAUCGCUCAGACGAAGAGUCCUGUAGCGAAGCCAGCUGCAAGCUCCCCGGCCACCCCUGCGCCAACGACACCUCCUCCUGCCUGCCCCCCGAGAAGAUCUGCGACGGAAGGAGGGACUGUGCUGACCAGUCUGACGAAGGGCCCUUCUGUGAGAAGUGUCGUCAGGCCAACGGAGGCUGCAGCCACCAGUGCGGUGUGAUCCCAGGCAAGGGGGCGGUGUGCUCCUGCCCCACCGGACUCCAUCUUGGCUCCGACAACCGCAGUUGCGAAGUGGUGGACUACUGCAGCAAGCACCUGAAGUGCAGCCAGCGCUGCGAGCAGCAGAAGACGGUGGUGAAGUGCUCCUGCUACCCAGGAUGGAGCCUGGGCCCGGACGGAGAGAGCUGCUACAGCACAGAUCCCUUUGAGGCGUUUAUCAUCUUCUCCAUUCGGCAUGAGAUCAGACGUAUCGACCUCCACAAGCGUGACUACAGCCUGCUGGUACCCGGCCUGAGGAACACCAUCGCCCUGGACUUCCACUUCAACCAGAGCCUGCUGUACUGGACAGACGUGGUGGAGGACAAGAUAUACAGGGGGAAGCUGUCCGACGCAGGAGGAGUGACAGGUAUCGAGGUGGUGGUGCAGCAUGGCUUAGCCACCCCUGAGGGUCUGGCUGUGGACUGGCUGGCGGGGCACCUGUACUGGAUCGACAGUAACCUGGACCAGAUCGAGGUGGCCAAGCUGAACGGGGAGAUGAGGACCACGCUCAUCGCUGGGGGCAUGGAACACCCCAGGGCCAUCGCAGUAGACCCAGGGGAGGGAAUCCUCUUCUGGACUGACUGGGACGCUACGUUCCCUCGUAUCGAGGCAGCCUCCAUGAGUGGCAGUGGAAGGCACGUGGUGUUCCGAGACAUGGAGAUCGGAGCCUGGCCCAACGGUCUCACACUGGACCAUCAGGAGAGGAGGAUGGUGUGGACUGACGCUCGCUCCGAUGCCAUUUACUCGGCCAUGUACGACGGCUCUGGGGUCAUCGAGAUCCUGCGAGGUCACGAGUUCCUGUCGCACCCCUUCGCCGUGUCCCUGUUCGGUGGCAGCGUCUUCUGGACGGACUGGCGCACCAACACGCUGGCGCGCGCCAACAAGUGGACGGGACACAACGUCACCGUCAUCCAGAAGACCAGCGCCCAGCCCUUUGACCUACAGAUCUACCACCCCAGCAGGCAGCCACAGGCUUCCAACCCGUGUGAGGCUAACGGUGGCAAGGGUCCGUGUUCACACCUGUGUCUGAUCGACUACAACCGCACGGCCUCCUGCACCUGCCCUCACCUGAUGAAGUUGGCACCCAACAAGCGCUCCUGUACCCCGUUGAAGAAGUUCCUUCUCUACCUGAGGCGGACGGAGAUCCGCGGCGUGGACCUGGAGAACCCGUACCUGAACAUCAUGACGGCGCUGACGGUGCCCGACAUCGACGAGGUGACGGUGGUGGACUUUGACGCCCAGGAGGAGCGCAUCUACUGGGCCGACGUCAAGACCCAGACCAUCAAGAGGGCCUUCAUCAACGGCACCGCCCUGGAGACCGUCAUAUCGGGAGAUAUUGUAAACUGCCGGGGCCUUGCCAUAGACUGGCUGUCAAGGAACAUGUACUGGCUGAGCUCGGAGAACGAUGAGACGCAGAUCAAUGCAGCCCGUCUGGACGGCUCGUUAAAAGCCACCGUAGUCCAUGGCAUUGACAAGCCGCGCUGCCUUGCAGUGCACCCCACUAAAGGUAAGAUCUACUGGACGGAUGGCAGUACCAUCAACAUGGCCAACAUGGAUGGCAGCAAUAGGAAGGUGCUGCAUCAGAACCAGAGAGACCCGGUUGGCCUGUCCAUAGACUACUCCUCCAGUAAGUUGUACUGGAUCAGUUCUGCCAAUGGGACCAUCAACAGAUGCAGUCUGGAUGGCAGCAGCUUUGAGGCCAUGGAGAGCAUGAAGAGGGAGCUGACCAAAGCCACCGCCCUGGCCGUCAUGGGGGGCAGGCUGUGGUGGGCAGAUGAUGACCUGGCUCAGCUGGGGACGGUUGCCAAGAGGGACGGCCGCAACAUGGUGGUGCUGAGGAACAAGACCAACGGGGUGCUCCACAUGAAGGUGUAUGACAGAGACGUGCAAAAAGGGAAGAACCCGUGUCAGGUGAACAAUGGAGGCAGCGCUCAGCUCUGUCUGCCCACCUCGGAGAACUCCCGCAGCUGUGCCUGCACUGUGGGCUACAACCUGCGCACAGACCGCAUGUCCUGUGAAGGUGUGGGGUCGUUCCUGAUGUACUCUGUGCAUGAGGGGGUUCGGGGCAUCUCUCUGGACCCCGCCGACGCCUCCGAGACACUCAUGCCCGUCACUGGCACACUCUUCGCAGUGGGAGUGGACUUCCAUGCAGCCAACGACACGAUCUACUGGACGGAUAUGGGCAUGAACCGCAUCUCUCGAGCCAAGCGAGACCAGACGUGGCGGGAGGACAUCAUCACCACGGGCAUCAGCAGGGUGGAGGGCAUCGCUGUGGACUGGAUAGCAGGCAACAUCUACUGGACGGACCAUGGGCUGAAUCUGAUCGAGAUUGCGCGCCUGAAUGGCCUCUAUCGCUCGGUGGUCAUCUCAGAGGGCCUGGAUCAACCCAGGGCCAUCGCCGUUCAUCCACAGAGGGGGUACCUCUUCUGGACUGAGUGGGGGAAGAACCCGUGUAUUGGCAGGGCUCGAUUGGAUGGAUCAGACCAGGUUACCAUGGUCACCACUGGCAUUGGCUGGCCCAAUGGCAUAUCCAUCGACUUCGAGGAUAACCGAUUAUACUGGUGCGACGCCCGCACCGACAAGAUCGAGCGCAUCAACCUGGAAACGGGUGAGAAUCGGGAGGUGGUGCUGGCGGCCGCUAACGUGGACCUGUUCUCCGUGGCCGUGUUCGGGGCGUACCUGUACUGGUCCGACAGGGCCCAUGCCAACGGCUCCAUCCGGCGGGGCUCCAAGCGAGACGGCUCGGACGUCGUCACCCUGCGCAGCGGCCUGGGAGUCAACCUGAAGGACGUCAAAGUCUUUAGCCGCGCCCGGGAGAAAGGAACUAACCCGUGUGCGCGCAGCAACGGCGGCUGCCAGCAGCUGUGCUUCCACCUGGGCAGCGGGCGGCGCACCUGUGCCUGUGCGCACGGCUUCCUGGCGGAGGACGGCUUCGCCUGCCAGCGCUACGAGGGCUACCUGCUCUACUCGGAGCGCACCAUCCUCAAGAGCAUACACCUGUCGGACGAGAGCGACCUCAACCAGCCCCUGCAGCCGUUUGAGAACCAGGCCUUCUUCAAGAACGUCAUCGCCCUGGCGCUGGACUACCGGCAGGACUCUGGGGCGGGGAGCAACCGGAUCUUCUUUAGCGAUGUUCACUACGGGACCAUACAGGUGGUCAACGACGACUGGACAGGCAGGAGUGUCAUCGUCGACAAUGUGGGUUCAGUGGAGGGCCUGGCCUACCACCGUGCGUGGGACACCGUCUACUGGACCAGCUCCACCACCUCCAGCAUCAGUCGACACAGCGUGGACCAGCGACGCCACGGGGCUUUCACCCGGCAGGCUGUUGUCACCAUGUCCGAGGACGACCACCCGCACGUGCUCGCUCUGGACGAGUGUCAGAACCUGAUGUUCUGGACCAAUUGGAACGAGCAGCGUCCCAGCAUCAUGCGCUCCACUCUGGCCGGCAACAACAUCCAGGUGAUCGUGGGCGCCGACAUCUUCACGCCCAACGGCCUGACCAUCGACCACAAGGCGGAGAAGCUGUACUUCUCAGACGGCAGCCUGGGCAAGAUCGAGAGGUGUGAAUAUGACGGCUCCAACAGACAGGUGAUUGUGCGCUCCGCCCCCGGGACGUUCUUCGGCCUGGCCAUCUAUGGCGACUAUAUCUUCUGGUCCGACUGGGCGCGGCGGGCCGUGCUGCGCUCCAACAAGUUCACCGGAGGGGAGACCAAAGUGCUGAGAGCAGACAUCCCCCACCAGCCCAUGGGCAUCAUCGCUGUGGCCAAAGACACCAACAACUGUGCCAUGUCUCCUUGCCGGGUCCUGAAUGGUGGUUGCGGUGACCUUUGCCAUCUGACCCCCAGCGGGGUGGUGAACUGCAGCUGCAGAGGAGAGCGCCUCCUGCUGGACGACAACAGAUGUGUCUCUGAGAACUCCUCCUGCAAUAUCCACGCCGAGUUCGAAUGUGGAAACGGAGAAUGCAUCGACUACCAGCUCACCUGUGAUGGCAUAGCCCACUGCAAAGACAAGUCAGAUGAGAAAAUGCAAUAUUGUGACAACAGAAAUUGCAGGAGGGGGUUCCGGCCCUGCUACAACAGGCGCUGCGUGGCCAACAGCCGCUUCUGCGACGGUGCGGACGACUGCGGAGACAACUCAGACGAGGCCUUCUGCAACAAUGCCACGUGUGCGUCGUCUGAGACCUCCUGUCAGGACGGAUCCUGUAUCCCCAGCUCCUCCUGGUGCAACCAGCUCAUCGACUGUGUCGACGCCUCCGAUGAGAAGAACUGCAACAACACAGAGUGUUCUGACUUCUUCAGGCUGGGUGCAGCAGAGCAGGGCUUCGUGAGCUGCAACUCCACCUCCCUGUGUGUGCACCCUUCCUGGAUCUGCGACGGCGCCAACGACUGUGGAGACUACGCUGACGAGACCAACUGCCAGGUUACCCAGGGCAGUAAGUGUGAGGAGGGCCACUUCGCCUGCCCCAGUGGAAACUGCAUCUCCAGCGUGUGGCUGUGUGACGGCCAGAAGGACUGUGAAGACGGAGCAGACGAAUUCCAGUGUGACUCCUCCUGCCUUUGGAACCAGUUUGCCUGUUCCAAGAACAAGUGUAUUGCCAAGCAGUGGCUCUGUGACGGGGAGGACGACUGUGGCGACGGCAUUGACGAGAGCGAGGAGAUGUGUGGCUCGGUGACGUGUGCUCCUGGCCUGUUUAACUGCCCCGGUUCGUACGCCUGUGUGCCCAAGCGCUGGCUGUGUGAUGGGGAGAGGGACUGUCCCGAUGGCAGUGAUGAGCUGGCAGCAGCAGGAUGUGCCCCUAACAAUACCUGCGAUGAGAACUCUUUCCGCUGUCGAAACAAAGCUUGUAUUCCAAAGCGAUUCGUCUGUGAUCAUGACAACGACUGCGGUGAUGGCUCUGACGAGUCAGUGGAGUGUGCUUAUCGCUCUUGUGGUCCAGAGGAGUUUCGGUGUGCUGAUGGCCGGUGUCUGCUGAGUGCCCAGUGGGAGUGUGACGGCCACCCUGACUGCCCCGACCGCUCAGACGAACUGCCCCGCAACCUCAAAUGUCUGGCAGCCGAGAGUCUGUGCAACGGCUCCUUCUUCAUGUGCUCCAACGGCCGCUGCAUUGGCGAGAGCAGCCUGUGCGACCAGAAGGACGACUGUGGCGACCGCUCAGACGAGAGGAACUGCAACGUCAACGAGUGCCUCAACCGACGCAUCAGCGGCUGCACGCAGGACUGCCAGGACCUGCCUGUGGGAUACAAGUGUAAGUGUUGGCCAGGCUUCCGCCUGAAGAACGAUGGGAAGACGUGUGUUGACGUAGACGAGUGCACUUCCACGCUGCCCUGCAGUCAGACCUGUGUCAACACCUAUGGAUCCUACAAGUGCCUGUGUGUGGACGGCUAUGAGCCCAGCAAGACCAACCCAGACAGCUGCAAGUCCAUUUCAGCUGAGGAGCCUCUUCUCAUCCUCGCCGACCACCAUGAAAUCAGGAAGCUGAGCAUUGAUGGAUCUAACUACACACUGCUGAAACAGGGCCUGAACAACAUCAUCAGUAUAGACUUUGACUACAGGAAGGAGUUCAUCUACUGGAUCGACUCCACGCGACCCAGCGGCCGCAAGAUCAACAGGAUGCGACUGAACGGCAGCGACCUCAAGAUUGUGCACAGGACGGCUGUGCCCAGUUCUCUGGCGGUGGACUGGAUUGGGAAGAACCUUUACUGGUGUGAUGUGGAGAGGAAGACCCUGGAGGUGUCCAAGUCAAAUGGCCUCUACCCCACAGUCCUCGUCAGCUCCGGGAUCAGGAACCCCACCGACAUCGCCCUGGACUCUCAGAUGGGGUACGUGUUCUGGAUCGACUGCUGCGAGGGCUCGCAUAUCGGCCGCGUGGGCAUGGAUGGGAGUGGACAGGUGGUGAUCAUCGACAGAGAGAUCUAUAGCCCCUCUGGCCUAGCCAUCGACUACACCAACAAGCGCCUCUACUGGGCUGACGACAGCCACAUUCUCUUCGCCAACAUGGACGGCACUCACAGACACAAAGUGCCCCUGGAGCACAUCCAGAGUGUGACGGGCCUGACGCUGUUUGAGGACUUCAUCUACUGGACGGACAGCAAGUCCAAGUCUCUGCGGCGGGCACACAAGACCACAGGGGAGCACGGCGGAGAGCUGCUCAACUCAUGGCAGGCCAUCGAGUCCAUCACCGUCUACCACCCUCUACGCCAACCUGAAGUGUCCAAGCACCAGUGCCAAGUGGCUAACGGCGGCUGCAGCCAUUUGUGUCUGCUGUCUCCAGGCGGCUCCCACAGGUGUGCCUGUCCCACUAAUUUCUACCUGGCCGCCGACAACAAGACCUGCCUGUCCAACUGCACCGCCAGCCAGUUUCGAUGUGGGACAGAUGAGUGCAUCCCAUUCUGGUGGAAGUGUGACACGGUGGACGACUGUGGGGACGGAUCAGACGAGCCUGCAGACUGUCCGGAGUUUAAGUGCCAGCCAGGGCGUUUCCAGUGUGGCACGGGGCUGUGUGCCCUCCCGCCCUUCAUCUGCGACGGAGAGAACGACUGUGGAGACAACUCUGACGAGGCCAACUGCGACACCUACAUCUGUCUGACGGGCCAGUUUAAGUGCACCAAGAAGCAGAAGUGUAUCCCGCUCAACCUCCGCUGCAACGGCCAGGACGACUGUGGAGAUGGAGAGGACGAGACAGACUGUCCUGACAGCACCUGUUCGCCAGACCAGUUCCAGUGCAAGACCACAAUGCACUGCAUCUCCAAGCUGUGGGUGUGUGAUGAGGACCCAGACUGUGCUGAUGGAUCAGACGAGGCGAACUGCGAUGAGAAGACGUGUGGUCCUCAUGAGUUUCGCUGUGAGAACAACAACUGCAUCCCCGACCACUGGAGGUGCGACAGCCAGAACGACUGUGGAGACAACUCAGAUGAGGAGAACUGCAAGCCUGUGACCUGCAACCAUAAGGACUUCGCCUGUGCCAACGGUGACUGCAUCUCCUCGCGGUUCCGCUGUGAUGGCGACUAUGACUGCGUUGACAAUUCAGACGAGAAGGACUGUGAGACGCGGUGUGCAGAGGACCAGUUCCAGUGCCACAACAACCUGUGCAUCUCCCUCAAGUGGCUCUGUGACGGCCAGGAGGAUUGCAAGACCGGAGAGGACGAGAAGAACUGCCAGGAGACUGAAACAGCUGUCCCCUCCUGCUCCCUGAACGAGUAUGUGUGUGCCAGCGGGGGCUGUGUCCUGGCCAGCCUGAGGUGCGACGGACACGACAACUGCAUGGACGGAUCUGAUGAGAGGGAUUGUGUGAAGGAAUGCAAGGAGGAGGAGUUCCUGUGUAGAAACCACGCCCACUGCAUUCCGAAACGAUGGCGAUGUGACGACGUCUUCGACUGUGUGGAUCACAGCGAUGAGGAAAACUGUGAAAACGGAGCAUUCUUCUGCCGGCCUGAUGAGUUCAUCUGCAACAACACGCUGUGUAAGCUGCACGCCUGGGUGUGUGACGGAGAGGACGACUGCGGAGACAACUCUGACGAGAGCACUGACAUGUGUGCCAAGCUGCCGUGCCCCCCCACUAGGCCUUUCAAGUGCAGGAACGGCCGCGUGUGUCUGCGCUCAGACCAGCUUUGCAACAAAGUGGACGACUGUGGGGACAACUCAGAUGAGGACGAAUGCGAAGCGAUAUCGGCGCGUCCCAAACCGUGUGGCAAACUGGAAUUAACAUGUGGUAACCAGAGAUGCGUCCCAAUUCAACUGCAGUGUGAUCUCUUUGACGACUGCGGAGACGGCACAGACGAGAGAGACUGCAAAGCCAUCUCGAGUGGUGAUCUAUGUGGCAAAAGGACCAACCCGUGUGGAGAGGAUGCUAUCUGUAAUCAGACCAACAGCAGUGCAAUUUGUCAGUGCAAGCCGGGCUUCCACAGAGACCAGAACAGCAAGCAGUGUGAGGAAAUUGAUGAGUGUUUGCAGUUUGGCACUUGCUCUCAUUAUUGCACUAAUACGAAAGGCUCAUAUAAGUGCACUUGUGACCGUAACUUUAAGGAGAUCAAUGGAAUCUGUGUAGCGAAAGGACCAGAGGACCGGGUGCUCUACAUUGCUAAUGACACUGAAAUCCGAAGUUUUGUCUAUCCGUUUAACCAGAGCCACGGGCACAAACUGCUCGCCCGCAUCGAAGAUAACGCCCGCAUCAUUGGCAUGGACGCUCUGUUGCACCAGCAAAAGUUUAUCUGGGCCACCCAGUUUAACCCGGGUGGACUCUUUUACAGGGAUAUCUCUGACAAGAGUCAAGUUAAGACUAAUGUCGGGAUCAUAUGUUCAGACUUCAGAAGGCCCAGGGACGUGGCGGCAGACUGGGUAACGGGCAACAUCUAUUGGACGGAUCACUCACGGAUGCACUGGUUCAGCUAUUACACGACCCACUGGACCAAGCUGCGAUACUCGAUUAACGUGGGACAGCUGAAAGGGCCCAACUGCACACGGCUGAUAACGGACAUCGCAGGAGAACCGUACGCCAUCGCGGUCAACCCAGACAGAGGGAUGAUGUACUGGUCGGUGAUUGGUGAUCGGUCACACAUAGAGGAGUCUGCGAUGGAUGGCUCUAUGCGGAGGGUACUGCUGGAUAAGAGGCUACGAAGGCCCACAGCCCUGGCCAUUGACUACUUCAACCAGCGUCUGUACUGGGCUGAUGCAGAGCUGGCCUCCAUUGGCAGCGUGCGCUUCGAUGGAUCAGACCCCCAGGAGUCAAUUGGAGGACAACAUGGGAUCGCCAACCCGUACCGCAUCGAUCUGUUUGAGGACUUCAUCUACGGCACGAGUCUGAAGAACGAGGUGUUUAGGAUCCACAAGUACGGGAAGCGGCCCAUGGAGCUGCUGGACCUUGGUGUGGAGAAGGCCACUAAUGUCAUGGUGGCUCACCGAUACAAGCAGCACGAAGGUGUGGCGAACCCAUGCCUGAAGAUGUCAUGUGAGUUCAUGUGCCUGCUGAACCCCAGUGGAGCCAGGUGUGUGUGCCCAGAAGCUAAAGCCCUCAUCAAUGGCACAUGUGUCGACCCCAAUAUCUCAGGAGACCUGUGUCGUCCGGCGUGUGAGAACGGAGGCCGGUGUCUGGCCAAUGAAAAGGGAGGCAUGCGCUGCUACUGCUGGCCUGACUUCUCUGGAGAGCGAUGCGAGGUCAACCACUGCACAGACUACUGUCUCAACGGAGGCACCUGCAUAGGCUCGCCACUGGGGCGGCCAACAUGUCGAUGUGCGAUCGGCUUCACGGGGGUGAACUGCGAGCGGCGCGUGUGUGACAAUCACUGCCUGAACGGCGGCACGUGUGAGGUCAGCUCUGGCAACCAGCCCACCUGCCGCUGCCUAGCCGAGUACACAGGGGACCGCUGUCUCUACCAUAUCUGUCACCACUACUGUGUGCACUCCAAGGCCUGCACCCUGUCCAGCACGGGCCACGUGGAGUGUGUGUGUCCGCUGAGGUACGAGGGUAACAAGUGUGACGUUGACAAGUGUCAGCGGUGUCACGGCGCCCCCUGCAUCAUCGACGCUGACACCGGGGACGUGGCCUGCAACUGUACCACGGGCAGGAUAGCGCCCAGUUGUCAGCUGUGUGACGGCUACUGCUACAACGGCGGCACCUGCCACCUGGACCCCGACACAAACCUGCCCUUCUGCCAAUGCUCUGCCAACUGGUCGGGUACUCAGUGUGAAAGGCCAGCACCCAAGAGCAGCCGCUCAGACAACACCAGCCCAGGCAGCAUAGCGAUCAUCGUGCCUCUGGUUUUGUUGGUGAUUCUCAUCACCACCGUGGUCAUCGGGGUGUUCAUCUGCAAGAGAAGACAAAGGGGCAAGCGCGGCGUGCAGCGGCAGCCGGUGACCAAUGGGGGGCUGAACGUGGAGAUCGGCAACCCAUCCUACAACAUGUACGAGGUGGACCACGACAACCACGUCGACGCCGGGAGCCUGCUCAAGCCCAACUUCACCUUAGAUCCUCACAAGGGCUGGUGUGUUAAAUCCAGUGACCCACGCACCAUGAACAUUCACACACUCCCAGUCAAAGAAGUCAUUCCAGGACAGCCUAUGAACUACUCAAACCCUGUCUACGCGAAGAUUUACCUUGAUGGCCAAAACUGUCGGAAACCAGUCAUCAACAUUGACGAGAGGAGAGAGCUACUCCCAAAGAAACUAGAGGGCGCUAUUCGAGAGACCGCCGCAUAGCCUGACCUUACACUUUCUACUCCUUUUUAUACGUUAUGUAAAAAGUGUAAAAAAAAAAACGAGAGAGAGAGGAAAACGACAAACAAAUGGAAGGGGAUUACAAACAACUUUUUUCUAUUUCGUAUCAGGUUUGGAUAACUCAUUUAGGAUUGUUUUGGACAUCCAUCAGCAUUACCUCCUUGUUCCUCAGUGUUCACAGGCCUGGACUUAAUAUCCGUUUAUUAUUAUGUUCCAUUUUAUGUUUAUUCUGUUUCGUUUAAUGACAUACAUAUACUGCACUAUAUAUAAUGUCGAUAUAAAAAGCUGCUCAUUCGCAAAUUACCUUACUUAUCAAAGUAAACCAUGGAAGGAAAAUUAAGCUGGUCUACUUUUCAUGUUCAGUAUUUUUGUCUUUCGUACUUGUUAAAAAAAUUGCUUUCGCUUUGUGUGACAAUAACUUGCUUUAUGGCUUUCUGUGACUGCAAUUUCUAUGACAAAACUGUUACUUUCAUAACGGCACGUAUUUAACUGUGCUGGGUUGUGUUACUCUGAGAUUUCAAAAUGAAUAUAUUUUUGGUCUCAAAUGUUGGUCAACUGUUGAUUUUUAUUUUUGUUUGUUUAUUUGUUUGUUUGUUUCAUUCACAAGAGUUUUGUUCAAACAAAGGGUGUAUUUACUGUAAAAGCCCUUAAGUACAGCUCAUCUGUGGCAGGUGGAUGACUAUUCCAAGUCAAUGGCUGUAGUGUAAGCCCAUAUAGGCUAGCUCAGCAUACAAGCUAAACUGUAUGGCUUUAUUUCGCUAAUAGCCCAUAGCUAAAGAGGACACCCUUCAUUGAGAGGCUUGUGAGUUACUCUUUGUUAGCUUAGCCACAUCUGACACACUGAGCGAUUUAUUUGUUCAUUCCCACUUUUUCUGGCCCCAGUUGUUUUGAGUAAACAAACAAACAAUCAAAGGCCCUGUUGGUUUUCCUAGAUACUGUCUGGCUUUGUCUUGGAGGGAAAAUGAGAAAAACAAAUGCUGCAAAAAUAUGUUUUGUAUCCAGUCCAAACAUGGGGGGAAUUUUUUAAGCAGUUUCAAUCUAACCCCAUCAAGUCUCAAUUGUUUUUUCAGACAUUGUGCAUCAUACAUUCUCUCUCUCUCUCUCUCUCUCUCUCUCUCUCUCUCUCUCUCUCUCUCUCUCUCUCUCUCUCUCUCUCUCUCUUGUUCUCUCUCUUGUUCUCUCUCUCAUAUCGUUGACUUCAAAACACACUUGCGGUGGAAAGACUGUGCUCACGUCACCUGACCCUUGAUCCCUGACCCCUGACCCUUGAACUCAUAUCAGCUGUGUGCCUACCCAUGAUGGACUUCGCCUAAAUGAGCCCAAGGACUUCAAAGCUACGUAUGUCGACACAACGAGACAUUCAGACUGCUCACAACGACUCCCUCCCUUUUCUUUGAUGCCAAUGGGAGCCGAUAUCCAACCGUACUCUCGACACUUAACAACUUGUGGAUGUGACGUUUCCUGCUUAUGUCUAACGCAGUGUUCUCCCCAUCCAUCCGCCAUGCGCUUACUACAGUAUAAGACGACACGGAAAAGACUUGAUAUGACCAUACUGUUACCAUGGCAAAUUUUAGAGUGUUCUAUAUGAAAAUGUAUACAAAUCACUUUCAUCUGCUAUCCCCCGUGAUGAAGACAGAUGAAGGAAAACAGAUUUUAUAAUUUUGUAUUUGAUUUAUAUGUUGUUUGGCUGCUUGUAUUUUGAAGAACUGUAUUAAAUGUAAGUACUUUUAUAUAAAAAAGUGAAUCAAUAUAAAAUAAAAAGCGUUUUAUUUCCAUUUCA
Molecule: messenger RNA, 15819 nt
Organism: Engraulis encrasicolus (European anchovy)
Lineage: Eukaryota; Metazoa; Chordata; Actinopteri; Clupeiformes; Engraulidae
Product: low-density lipoprotein receptor-related protein 1B-like
Exons: 91
Coding region: 147-14021 (4624 amino acids)
Cellular component (GO): signaling receptor complex; plasma membrane
Molecular function (GO): calcium ion binding; protein binding; low-density lipoprotein particle receptor activity
Source: RefSeq, a predicted model, not a curated record